Messenger RNA from Abrus precatorius (Indian licorice), 1259 nucleotides. RefSeq names its product eukaryotic translation initiation factor 3 subunit G-like. Lineage: Eukaryota; Viridiplantae; Streptophyta; Magnoliopsida; Fabales; Fabaceae. The transcript is spliced from 2 exons. Gene Ontology annotation, molecular function: RNA binding; translation initiation factor activity. The coding region runs from base 197 to 1066 and encodes 289 amino acids. The record is from RefSeq and is a predicted model, not a curated record. Gene Ontology annotation, cellular component: cytoplasm; eukaryotic translation initiation factor 3 complex.
UAGGUGAAGGAAAUAUUUUGUACCUGAGCUCUUACAAAAAUGAGCCCAAAUCGUAAACCUAAAAUAUGGUCCAAACAAGCCGGAAGCAAGCUUACAAGUUGAUUUGUGCAGAAAGAGGGUAGAGUGUUUCAAGUGAAGAAGGGUAAAACUAGGAGAAGAGAGAAGAGAAAGAGGUUUUGUUGUUAUUGAGGUAGCAAUGGCACAUCAAGGAGAACCAAUGAAGCUACGAUGGGGAGAACUCGAAGAGGACGAUGGAGAAGAUCUUGACUUUCUUCUGCCGCCAAGGCAAGUCAUAGGCCCUGACGAAAACGGCAUUAAGAAGGUCAUCGAGUACAAGUUCGACGACGAUGGAAACAAGGUCAAGAUCACCACCACCACGCGCACCCGCAAACUCGCCAACGCCCGUCUCAGCAAACGCGCCGUUGAGAGACGCUCUUGGCCCAAGUUCGGCGACGCCGUCCACGAAGACGUCGGUAGCCGCCUCACCAUGGUCUCCACCGAAGAGAUCCUUCUAGAACGUCCCAAGCCUCUUGGUGCAAAAACGGAAGAGCCGAAGACUGCUGGAGAUCCGUUGGCUCAGUUUCAAAAAGGUGCUGUUCUCAUGGUCUGCAGGACUUGUGGGAAGAAAGGUGAUCACUGGACUUCAAGGUGUCCAUACAAGGAUCUUGCCCCACCGUCUGAGGGAUUUGUUGAUAAGCCUGCGGCAUCUGAUGUUGUGGCUGCCACAACUGGUUCAACCAAGGCAGCGUAUGUGCCUCCUGGAAUGAGAGCAGGUGCUGAGAGGACUGGAUCAGAUAUGCGACGUAGGAACGAUGAGAAUUCUGUCCGGGUUACAAACCUCUCCGAGGACACAAGAGAGCCUGAUUUGCUGGAGCUGUUCCGUCCUUUUGGUCCAGUGAGCAGAGUAUAUGUUGCUAUUGAUCAGAAAACUGGCAUGAGUAGGGGGUUUGGCUUUGUUAACUUUGUCAACAGGGAAGAUGCACAAAGAGCUAUCAACAAACUCAAUGGAUAUGGCUAUGACAAUCUCAUCCUUAGAGUUGAAUGGGCGACCCCCAGAACAAACUAAGUUUGCUUUAAAAUGGUAUUUUUGAAGGCCUAUCUAUUUUUGUAAUCAGAGUCCUGUACUGUCUGCUUUCUUUGAGAUAAUUUUUUAUUUGAAAGUAAUUCACUCUAGAUCUCUUAAUGGAUAUUGAUAAACACUUAAACAGGUAUCAUUCUACUUUUUACCCUUGCUUCUACUCUUAUAAAGUAUUAUUUUG